AUGAGUUUUGAAACAAGUACCGGUGCAGCGGAUGUCACGUCGCUUGACCAAGACCUGCAAGAGCUUAGGCGUAACAAAUUUUCUCAGAAUUCAAUUCAAGAAAUCAGUGAUUGGAUAUUCAAAGUCAUUCUAAGGGACAACUCCGAAAACCCCAAUGCAUCGGAGCUGCUGAAUGCCCUCAAGAGUGGGACUGUCCUAUGCCGCUUGGCAAACAGACUUCACUCCGCAGAUAACCCCGAUAUUACUCAACUGAUUAAGUUCAAAGAGUCUAAAAUGCCUUUUGUGCAAAUGGAACAAAUAUCACAGUUCUUAGCAUUUGCCAGAAAUUAUGGGGUCCCCGAGGAUGAACUGUUCCAAACGGUGGAUCUGUACGAAGAGAAGGAUUGCGCAUCUGUUUUUCAAACUCUCAAGUCUAUAUCUCGCUAUGCCAAUAAAAAACAUCCAACGGAGUUUCCAGUUUUGGGCCCUCAGCUAGCAACCAAAAAGCCGCGCCCGCCCAAAGGCUCAAAGCCUAAACACUUACAGGGCAUGGGCUGGAGUGCUAUGGAGUACGGAUCUAUGAAAGGCGCGUCUCAAACAAGCGAAGGUGUAGUUUUCGGCCAGAGACGAGACAUUACGCGCUAG
Molecule: messenger RNA, 624 nt
Organism: Lachancea nothofagi CBS 11611
Lineage: Eukaryota; Fungi; Ascomycota; Saccharomycetes; Saccharomycetales; Saccharomycetaceae
Source: the annotation of a GenBank genome assembly